Messenger RNA from Bombus pyrosoma, 1051 nucleotides. RefSeq names its product protein Dr1 (gene NC2beta). Lineage: Eukaryota; Metazoa; Arthropoda; Insecta; Hymenoptera; Apidae. The record is from RefSeq and is a predicted model, not a curated record. Gene Ontology annotation, molecular function: core promoter sequence-specific DNA binding; TBP-class protein binding; general transcription initiation factor activity. The transcript is spliced from 2 exons. Gene Ontology annotation, biological process: positive regulation of transcription by RNA polymerase II; chromatin remodeling; RNA polymerase II preinitiation complex assembly. Bases 303 to 806 code for a protein of 167 amino acids. Gene Ontology annotation, cellular component: negative cofactor 2 complex.
CAAAAGUCUAUGAUAAGAAGACUGCUUUCAAAUUUCAUUUUGAUUCAUUGAAUCAAAUUUCUUUUUUAUUAUUUUCCCUGUACUCAUAUUUGUUUUGAUAUGAACGAAUAAAUAUGCAAACUUGUGUAAUAUAAAGCUGUAAAAAUACAAUAAAUGAAAUAUAUUUAUAUCAAAACCGUGAACAGAUGUACGUUAACAUAUAAACGUGUUUACUGGUGUUCUGUUUUGAAAUUCCGAUUGUAUUGACGCUCGUGAAUACAUUGAAUAGAUAAGAUAGACAGAAUAACACAAAACAAGGAGAAAUGGCCUCGGCUGCUACAUCACCGACGGAAGACGAUGAAUUAACAUUACCGCGUGCAUCGAUCAACAAGAUAAUCAAAGAAAUUUUACCACAUGUACGCGUAGCAAACGAAUCCCGGGAAUUGAUAUUAAAUUGUUGCACAGAAUUUAUUCAUUUAGUUUCUUCCGAGGCGAAUGAAAUUUGUAAUCAACAACAGAAGAAAACCAUUAACGCUGAACAUAUUCUUCAAGCACUUGAAAAACUUGGAUUUGGAGAUUAUAGCGUAGAAGCUGAGGCGGUUCUACGAGAUUGCAAAGCUGUCGCUGCUAAACGAAGACGUCAGAGCACUAGAUUAGAAAAUUUGGGAAUUCCGGAAGAAGAACUCCUUAGACAACAACAAGAGUUAUUUGCAAAAGCAAGAGAAGAGCAAGCGGUUGCUGAACAACAACAGUGGCAACAAUUACAAGCAGUUGCAAAAAUGGCCUCGAUACUACAGUCUGAUAGUGAACAAGAAGAUUACUCGUAAACGAAGCUUACUUUAUUCGAUUUGUCAAUGUAUUUCGUCGAGAUCGAUUGGAAUCGAAUAAGAAGCGAUUUCUAAGUAGUGUAGCAAAUUUGGGAUGAUUAUAAUAAUGUAUAUUGCUCUAAUCUUUCUUUGAUUUAUUCAACUUUUACAUAUUGUUGCUUUUCCGUUUCUGCGAUUGUAUUAUAAAUAAAUAAAAAAAAAUGAUGACCCUUUUACAUAAAAAAUGGGUCCACUGUGUUGAAUAA